Messenger RNA from Eutrema salsugineum, 4380 nucleotides. RefSeq names its product myosin-9. Gene Ontology annotation, molecular function: actin filament binding; microfilament motor activity; ATP binding. Gene Ontology annotation, cellular component: actin cytoskeleton; myosin complex; cytoplasm. Bases 16 to 4380 code for a protein of 1454 amino acids. Gene Ontology annotation, biological process: vesicle transport along actin filament; actin filament organization; pollen tube growth. NCBI's taxonomy places the organism in Eukaryota, Viridiplantae, Streptophyta, Magnoliopsida, Brassicales, Brassicaceae. The record is from RefSeq and is a predicted model, not a curated record. The transcript is spliced from 35 exons.
GGUGGUGUUGAUGACAUGACAAAGCUGUCUUACUUGCACGAACCUGGUGUUCUUCAGAACUUGAAGAUCAGAUAUGAACUUAAUGAGAUCUAUACAUACACAGGAAACAUCCUAAUCGCGAUUAAUCCGUUUCAACGGUUGCCUCACAUCUAUGAUGCCCAUAUGAUGCAACAAUACAAAGGAGCACCAUUUGGAGAACUAAGUCCUCAUGUUUUUGCAGUUGCUGAUGUUGCAUACAGGGCCAUGAUUAAUGAGGGCAAAAGCAAUUCGAUUCUUGUAAGUGGCGAGAGCGGAGCAGGAAAAACUGAAACCACUAAGAUGCUUAUGAGGUACCUUGCAUAUUUGGGAGGUCGUGCAGUUACAGAAGGACGGACUGUUGAACAACAAGUUCUUGAAUCAAAUCCUGUUCUUGAAGCCUUUGGGAAUGCAAAAACUGUGAGAAAUAACAACUCCAGUCGCUUUGGUAAAUUUGUUGAAAUCCAAUUUGAUAAGCAAGGAAGAAUAUCUGGAGCUGCUAUAAGGACCUAUCUUCUAGAGAGGUCUCGUGUGUGUCAAAUCUCUGAUCCGGAGCGCAAUUACCACUGCUUCUAUCUUCUUUGUGCCGCACCGCAGGAGGAAAUUGAAAAGUACAAGCUGGGUCAUCCAAAGACCUUUCAUUAUCUGAACCAGUCUAAGUGCUACGAGCUUGUCGGUAUAAGCGAUGCUCAUGAUUAUCUUGCGACAAGGAGAGCUAUGGAUAUUGUCGGAAUCAGCGAAAAAGAACAGGAAGCAAUUUUCAGGGUGGUUGCUGCAAUUCUUCAUAUUGGAAACAUUGAAUUUACUAAGGGAAAGGAAGUUGAUUCAUCAGUUCCCAAGGAUGAGAAGGCGAAAUUUCAUCUUAAGACAGCAGCGGAACUUCUCAUGUGUGAUUUGAAGGCACUUGAAGAUGCAUUAUGUAAACGUGUUAUGAUCACACCAGAGGAAGUUAUUAAGAGAAGUCUAGAUCCACAGAGUGCAGUUACCAGCAGGGACGGUCUCGCUAAGACAAUCUAUUCUCGAUUGUUUGAUUGGUUGGUAGACAAGAUUAAUAAGUCGAUUGGACAAGACGCCAAUUCUAGGUCCCUAAUUGGAGUUCUGGACAUUUACGGAUUUGAGAGCUUCAAAGCUAACAGUUUUGAACAGUUCUGUAUUAACUUCACUAAUGAGAAGUUGCAGCAACAUUUCAAUCAGCACGUUUUCAAGAUGGAACAGGAAGAGUACACAAAAGAAGCAAUAGAUUGGAGCUACAUUGAAUUUGUGGACAAUCAAGAUGUUCUUGAUCUUAUAGAAAAGAAGCCUGGCGGAAUUGUUGCUCUCCUUGAUGAAGCUUGUAUGUUUCCAAAAUCAACCCACGAAACAUUUGCAAACAAGUUAUAUCAGACUUUUAAGACCCACAAGAGGUUCAUCAAACCAAAACUCUCUCGAACAGAUUUUGCCGUUGCCCAUUAUGCUGGAGAAGUUCUAUAUCAGUCUGAUCUAUUUCUGGAUAAAAACAAGGAUUAUGUGAUCCCUGAACACCAAGAUUUGUUGGGAGCUUCUAAAUGUCCUUUUGUCGUGGGUCUUUUCCCUCCACUCCCUGAAGAAACAUCUAAAUCUUCAAAGUUUUCAUCCAUUGGCUCUCGUUUUAAGCUCCAACUCCAGCAACUGAUGGAAACAUUAAAUUCUACCGAGCCUCAUUACAUCAGAUGUGUGAAGCCUAACAAUCUUUUAAAGCCUGCCAUAUUUGAGAAUGUGAACAUCAUGCAGCAGCUGCGAUGUGGUGGUGUUUUAGAGGCGAUCAGAAUUAGUUGCGCAGGGUAUCCAACUCGUAAACCUUUUUUUGAGUUCAUAAACCGUUUUGGACUUCUAUCUCCUGCGGCUAUAGAAGGGAACUACGAUGAGAAAGCCGCAUCUAAAAAGAUCUUGGACAAUAUGGGACUUAAAGGAUACCAGAUUGGUAAAACUAAGGUCUUCUUGAGGGCUGGUCAGAUGGCUGAACUCGACGCUAGAAGGGCAGAGGUUCUUAGUAGUGCUGCCAAAAAAAUUCAGAGACGAAUACGAACUCAUCAGGCUCAGAAACGGUUUAUUGUUCUGAGAAAGGCCACAAUAUCUCUCCAAGCUCUAUGCAGAGGAAGACUUUCCUGCAAACUUUACGAAAAUUUGAGACGACAAGCUGCUGCUGUGAAGAUUCAGAAGAAUGGUCGGAGAUAUCACUCUAGAAAAUCGUAUAAAAAGCUCCAUGUUGCUGCGCUUGUUGUACAGACUGGUCUAAGAGCCAUAGCUGCUCGUAAACAAUUCAGAUUCAGGAAGCAAACAAAGGCUGCCACCAUUGUUCAGGCUCAGUGGCGUUGUCACAGAGCAACCACGUACUACAAGAAGCUUAAAAAUGGAGUGAUCCUAUCUCAGACACGAUGGAGAGGCAGACUUGCCAGGAGAGAACUUAGGAAGCUCAAAAUGGCUUCAAGGGAAACAGGAGCACUUAAAGAGGCAAAAGAUAUGCUUGAAAAGAAAGUGGAGGAACUCACAUACCGUGUCCAGCUGGAGAAACGUCUAAGGGGUGAUUUAGAAGAAGCAAAGACUCAGGAGAUAUCAAAACUUCAGAGUUCGUUGGAGGAAAUGCGGAAGAAAGUGGAUGAAACAAACGCAUUGCUUGUGAAAGAACGCGAAGCAGCAAAGAAAGCCGCUGAAGAAGCUCCUCCCGUUAUCAAAGAAACACAAGUUUUAGUUGAAGACACAAAGAAGAUUGAAUUGAUGACAGAGGAACUGGAGAGUGUUAAGGCUACUCUAGAAAACGAGAAACAGAGGGCUGAUGAUGCAGUGAGAAAAUUUGAAGAAUCUCAAGAGUCUCUCGAAGACAAAAGGAAGAAACUGGAGGAGACAGAGAAGAAAGGUCAGCAACUCCAAGAAUCCCUGACUAGGAUGGAGGAGAAGUGCAGCAACUUGGAAUCGGAGAAUAAAGUCUUACGGCAACAGGCUCUGUCCAUGGCACCUAAUAAAUUUCUCUCUGGCCGCUCUCGGUCCAUUUUACAGGUAAAUAAAGACAGUUUAUUGAAAUAUGAGACCGCAAGUAUCUUUUUGGAUCCCUCAGAAGUGGAUGAUAAACCACAGAAAACAUUAAACGAGAAGCAGCAAGAAAAUCAAGAGCUGCUUAUCCGGUGCAUCGUCCAACACUUGGGUUUCCAGGGGAACCGACCUAUCACAGCUUGCAUCAUAUACAAAUGCCUACUGCAAUGGAGGUCAUUUGAAGUUGAAAGAACCAGUGUCUUUGAUCGCAUUAUUCAGACAAUAGGCCAUGCUAUUGAGACUCAAGAUAACAACAACACAUUGGCCUAUUGGUUAUCCAAUGCCUCAACACUCCUCUUACUCCUCCAGCGCACACUCAAAGCUAGUGGUGCAGCUGGGAUGGCUCCACAGCGCCGCCGUUCAUCUUCUGCCACUCUGUUUGGGAGGAUGACUCAGAGCUUCCGUGGGGCACCCCAAGGUGUAAAUCUUGCCCUGAUAAACGGUGCUGGAGGAGGUGGAGCGGAUACUUUAAGGCAAGUUGAAGCGAAAUAUCCAGCUCUACUGUUUAAGCAGCAGCUCACAGCUUAUGUUGAAAAGAUAUACGGAAUGAUUCGGGACAACUUGAAGAAGGAGAUUUCUCCACUCCUUGGAUUGUGCAUUCAGGCACCAAGAACAUCGAGGGCGAGUUUAGUGAAAGGAGCAUCUCGUUCCGUGGCCAACACUGCAGCUCAGCAAGCACUGAUCGCUCACUGGCAAGGAAUUGUGAAGGGCCUUACAAAUUUCCUCAAUACUCUGAAAUCAAACAACGUUCCUUCAUUCUUGGUGCGUAAGGUGUUUACGCAGAUAUUCUCAUUCAUCAAUGUUCAACUGUUUAACAGCUUAUUAUUGAGACGCGAGUGUUGUUCAUUUAGCAAUGGCGAGUACGUCAAAGCUGGCUUGUCUGAAUUGGAACACUGGUGUUUCAAGGCAACAGAUGAGUAUGCGGGUUCUUCCUGGGAUGAGCUUAAGCAUAUAAGACAGGCCAUUGGGUUUCUGGUCAUACACCAAAAACCAAAGAAAACUCUCGAUGAGAUCAGUCAUGAUCUCUGCCCGGUACUAAGCAUACAACAACUAUACAGGAUCAGUACGAUGUACUGGGACGACAAAUACGGCACACAUAGCGUCUCUCCGGAUGUGAUAGCAAAUAUGAGGGUGCUAAUGACAGAAGAUUCGAAUAAUGCUGUUAGCAACUCCUUUCUUUUGGAUGACGACUCAAGCAUUCCUUUCUCUGUUGAUGAUCUAUCAAAGUCGAUGGAGAGAUUUGACAUUGCUGAUAUCGAGCCACCACCUUUAAUCCGGGAGAAUUCUGGAUUUAGCUUUUUAUUGCCACUCUCUGAUUGA